This is a messenger RNA of Protobothrops mucrosquamatus (brown spotted pit viper), 3066 nucleotides long. It is a transcript of the gene TRPM8, whose product is annotated as transient receptor potential cation channel subfamily M member 8. The record is from RefSeq and is a predicted model, not a curated record. Gene Ontology annotation, cellular component: membrane. Gene Ontology annotation, molecular function: ligand-gated calcium channel activity. Bases 1 to 3066 code for a protein of 1021 amino acids. The transcript is spliced from 22 exons. NCBI's taxonomy places the organism in Eukaryota, Metazoa, Chordata, Lepidosauria, Squamata, Viperidae. Gene Ontology annotation, biological process: calcium ion transmembrane transport.
AUGGACACCAUCAUAGUAAGUGACAACCAAUGUAAAUGUGGAUAUUUGAAAUCACAACACACAGAAGAGAUGCAGAUUAACCAUAAUGAGAAAUGGAAUUAUAAAAAACAUACUAAAGAAUUCCCAACUGAUGCUUUUGGAGACAUCGAAUUUGAAAAUUUGGGUAAGACAGGAAAGUACAUUCGUCUGUCGUGUGACACAGACUCUGAAACCCUCUAUGAUCUAAUGACACAACACUGGCAUCUAAAAACACCCAACCUCAUCAUCUCUGUCACAGGUGGAACAAAAGUUUUUGCUUUAAAGCCACGCAUACGUAAAAUUGUCAGCCGGUUGAUUUAUAUUGCGCAGUCCAAAGGAGCCUGGAUAUUCACUGGUGGUACCCAUUAUGGACUGAUGAAGUAUAUUGGAGAAGUAGUGCGAGAUAAUACUAUCAGUAGGAGCUCUGAAGAGAAUGUGGUUGCUAUUGGCAUAGCUGCUUGGGGCAUGGUAUCUAAUCGUGAGAAUCUUAUCAGAAGCUGUGAUACUGAGACAUACUAUUCAGCACACUACAUCAUGGAUGAUCUCAAGAAGGACCUUUUAUACUGCUUGGAUAAUAACCAUACUCAUCUAAUUUUGGUGGAUAAUGGAACUCAUGGGUAUCAAGGCAUAGAGACAAAGCUACGCACCCAGUUAGAAAAAUAUAUUUCAGAGCGUAUUAUUCCAGAUUCUAAUUAUGGCGGAAAGAUUCCAAUUGUAUGCUUUGUCCAAGGAGGAGGUAAAGAAACUCUGAAAGCAAUUAACACUGCCAUCAAGAACAAAAUUCCCUGUGUCGUGGUGGAAGGUUCUGGUCAGAUAGCAGAUGUGAUUGCAAGCUUGACAGAGGCAGAAGGCACACUUACGUCCUCAUCUGUUAAAGAGAGAUUGCUCAGAUACUUGCCUCGCACACUUUCUAGACUCAAUGAAGAGGAGAUUGAGAGUUGGAUCAAAUGGAUCAAAGAAAUACUUGAAAAUCCUCAUCUGAUAACUGUCAUCAAAAUUGAAGAUGCUGGAGAUGAAAUUGUGAGCAAUGCCAUUUCAUAUGCUCUUUUUAAAGCUUUCAGCACAAAUGAAGAAGAUAAAGAUGACUGGAAUGGUCAACUGAAAUUGCUUUUGGAAUGGAAUCAAUUGGACUUAGCCAGUGAAGAGAUUUUUACCAAUGAUCGACGUUGGGAGUCUGCUGAUCUUCAGGAUGUCAUGUUUAUAGCCCUGGUAAAGGACAGACCAAAAUUUGUUCGUCUCUUUCUUGAAAACGGGCUGAAUCUAAGGAAGUUCCUCACUCAUGAAGUUUUAACAGAGCUCUAUACAAACAACUUCAGCAAUCUGGUGUUUAAAAACCUACAAAUUGCUAAGAACUCCUACAGUGAUGCUCUUCUUACUUUUGUGUGGAAGAUGGUAGAGGAUUUCAGAAAAGACAUAAAAAAAGAAGGCAAAAAUGGCAAUGAUGACAUAGAAAUACAGCUGCUGGAUGGAUCUCUUAUUACGAGGCACCCCUUGCAAGCUCUCUUUAUUUGGGCUAUCCUUCAAAACAAAAAGGAACUAUCCACUGUAAUUUGGGAGCAGACAAGAGGCUGCACCUUGGCAGCAUUAGGGGCCAGCAAGCUUCUGAAAAGCUUGGCUAAAGUAAAGAAUGAUAUUAACGCUGCUGGAGAAUCAGAAGAAUUGGCAAAUGAAUAUGAAACAAGAGCUGUGGAAUUGUUCACAGAAUGUUACAGCAGUGAUGAAGAUCUGGCAGAACAGCUACUUAUUUAUUCCUGUGAAGCAUGGGGUGGGAACAGUUGUCUAGAACUUGCUGUAGAAGCUAAGGAUCAACAAUUCAUUGCUCAGCCAGGAGUCCAGAAUUUUCUUUCCAAACAAUGGUAUGGGGAAAUUUCGAGAGACACCAAAAAUUGGAAGAUCAUUCUGUGCCUUUUCCUUUUCCCUUUAAUAGGGUGUGGCUUCAUUUCCUUCAGGAAAAAGCCAAUAGAAAGGAGCAAAAAGUUGGUCUUCUACUAUGCAUGGUUCUUCACUUCACCAUUUGUGGUCUUCUCUUGGACCGUCAUGUUCUACAUUGCUUUUCUCCUUCUAUUUGCCUACGUCCUGCUCAUGGAUUUCCAAAAAGAGCCUACCCUGCUGGAACUGAUUCUCUAUGUGCUGGUUUUCAUCCUGCUUUGUGAUGAAGUGAGACAAUGGUAUAUGAAUGGGAAUAAAUACUUUUCUGACUUAUGGAAUGUUAUGGACACCCUUGGAAUUUUCUACUUCAUAUCAGGAAUUGUGUUCAGGCUCCACUCUUCAAAUGAAACAUCUUGGUAUUCUGGCAGAGUAAUUUUUUGUCUGGAUUACAUUAUUUUUACUUUAAGAUUAAUCCAUAUUUUCACAGUAAGCAGAAAUCUUGGCCCAAAGAUAAUUAUGCUUCAGCGGAUGUUGAUAGAUGUCUUUUUCUUCUUGUUCCUCUUUGCGGUGUGGAUGGUGGCUUUUGGUGUAGCCAGACAAGGGAUCCUACGAAAAAAUGAACAGCGUUGGGAAUGGAUAUUCCGAUCAGUCAUUUAUGAGCCUUACCUUGCAAUGUUUGGCCAUUAUCCUUCUGAUAUUGAUGGUACUACAUACGAUUUUGAUCACUGUACCAUCCUUGGAAAUGAAUCCAAGCCUCUGUGUGUAGAAGUGGAUUCCAAUAACCUCCCUCGUUUCCCUGAGUGGAUUACUAUUCCAUUAGUGUGCAUCUACAUGCUGUCCACCAAUAUCCUCUUAGUUAAUUUAUUAAUAGCCAUGUUUGGAUAUACUGUUGGAUCGGUUCAGGAGAAUAAUGACCAAGUAUGGAAAUUCCAGCGCUACUUCUUGGUUCAAGAGUACUGCAGCCGUUUAGCAAUACCAUUUCCAUUUGUCAUCUUUGCCUAUAUCUACAUGGUGAUGAGGAAAAUUUUUAAAUGCUGUUGUAAAAAUGAAUAUAGAGAAUCAUCCAUUUGCUGUUCAAGGAAUGAAGAUAAUGAAACUUUGGCAUGGGAAGCUGUCAUGAAAGAAAAUUACCUUGUGAAAAUCAACACCAAGCCCAGUGGCUCAUCUGAAGAAUUUUAA